AUGGAACCAUACGCCGAUGAUUUAUUAUGGCUGGUGGUGUGUGGGUUUAUCGUGGCGUUCAUAUUAGCGUUUGGUAUUGGCGCCAACGAUGUGGCUAACUCGUUUGGAACCAGUGUUGGCUCCAAGGUUCUAACGUUGACGCAGGCAUGCAUCCUCGCAACAAUAUUCGAAAUCGCUGGAGCAGUUUUAAUAGGUUAUAAAGUAUCAGAUACGAUGAGAAAGGGCAUUCUGGAUGUCUCACUUUAUGCUGAUGGCGGGGAGAGGUUGUUAGCUGCUGGGUGCCUCGCUGCUCUAAUUGCAGGCGCAACCUGGCUCAUUGUGGCCACGGCUCUUCGCCUGCCCGUGUCUGGAACACACUCCGUGGUGGGUGCUACUGUCGGUUUUACUCUGACAGCUAAAGGUCCAAUUGGAGUGCGAUGGUCUACGCUCGGUGCUAUAGUGCUGUCCUGGUUUAUUUCCCCCGUGUUGAGUGGUGCGGUAUCAGCGGUUUUAUUCUGGCUGGUACGCAGGUUCAUUCUCCGAGCAUCUCAGCCCUUAACAACUGGAUUAAAAGCCCUCCCGUUCUUCUAUGGAGCCACUGUCGCUGUUAAUGUGUUGAGUGUUGUACACGAUGGGCCGAAACUUUUGGCGAUGGAUAAGAUUCCACUGUGGCUGGCUCUGGCAGGUUCCGUAGCUCUUGGUGCAGUGAUUGCUGUCUGUGUUAGACUAUUCCUAGUGCCAUACUUCCGCAGGAAACUUAUUCCCAAACCAGUUAAUUUUGUGCUCGGCGUGUCUAAUGAAACAACCCCAGCAAACACACCAACAAACUGCGGUAAAGGCGUUCCCCAGCGUCCGACGUCAUUACUUUCUGAAGACGGGAAGGUUCUAGAAGCAAUAGCAGAGAGCGCCGAAAUGGUUACCCUAAGCGAUGCGGACAAAAGUUCCCUCGGCGUCAGAGAAAUGAACGUCAGAAACGCUCUAUUAGCAACAAUGGACGACUGCAGUAUUCUCUCCAGAAGUCUUAGCCCGCCUGAUAAGUCCCGCUUGCAAUUGAUAGACGCAGACCCUCAGAUAAAUACCCUCAAAUAUAUCGAUGAGACUCUGAGCUGCUGUAAGAGUCUGGACUCUACUCAGUUGGUGGGGAUGGGUGAGAGCUACGACUCGAAAAAUGGAUUUAUGGACUCGUGUGAUACAAUAGCGAGGGCUGAAUUUGGGAGGAUGUCUGCGGUACGGGCCAUGUCUUGUGCCGUUGAAUUUGAUACUCCAAAGAUUGAUAGGGGGGUCAUACUUCAAGUCCCCGAAGGCGGCAGUGCCUGGAGCAUAGAGUGCAAGGGCAGAGGCCUCCCAGCCAUAACACCAAACUCCAGUGCAGCGCCCUUGCUCCGGGCCUCUACGCCACCACCGGUCGUCCCACCCCCAGCCCCACCGGAUACCUUGAGGCUGUUCUCAUUUCUUCAAGUGCUCACGGCUACCUUUGGCGCCUUCGCUCACGGUGGUAAUGAUGUAAGCAACGCUAUAGGACCUUUAGUGGCUCUAUGGUUGUUGUAUUCAGAGGGAGGUGCGCACGCGCGGGCUGAAACACCCCUUGCGAUAUUAGUAUUUGGGGGCAUCGGUAUCGCUCUUGGCUUGUGGCUUUGGGGUCGAAGGGUCAUACAGACGGUUGGGGAGGAUCUUACCAGCAUAACGCCUGAUACGGGGUUCACAAUAGAGCUGGGUGCUGCGUUAACAGUUCUUAGUGGCCAGUAA
Pieris macdunnoughi is the source of this 1725-nucleotide messenger RNA. NCBI's taxonomy places the organism in Eukaryota, Metazoa, Arthropoda, Insecta, Lepidoptera, Pieridae. The record is from the annotation of a GenBank genome assembly.